Babesia microti strain RI is the source of this 1041-nucleotide messenger RNA. RefSeq names its product tRNA wybutosine-synthesizing protein 4. Gene Ontology annotation, biological process: methylation. Gene Ontology annotation, molecular function: methyltransferase activity. The transcript has 10 exons. The record is from RefSeq and is a predicted model, not a curated record. Bases 1 to 1041 code for a protein of 346 amino acids. Lineage: Eukaryota; Apicomplexa; Aconoidasida; Piroplasmida; Babesiidae.
AUGGCUACCCUUAUGACAACAGGUUUUUUGGCCACAAUAAGCAAGGGCUCAGCAGUAACUGCUGGUUACUAUGAAGACAAGUAUAUCAAUGAAUUGAUAGAUCCUACUAAGCGCAGUAAGAGGAAUCCCCUAGUUAAUCGAAUGUAUUAUGCUAGAGUUUGGAUCAUGAGAUUUGUCAUAAAAAAUUUUUUUGAAAGUCUAAAUGGAGUGGAUGUUCAAAUCGUUAAUUUGGGAGGAGGGUUCGACACUUUAUACUAUUACAUCAGAGAUAAUUUUGACAAAUUUGUCUAUUUUGACAUUGAUUUUCCCGAGCAGCUAGUUGCUAAAUCGCAUAUAAUACUAAAUAAUGACAAGCUAUCUAUUAAAAAUAGUUACAUUAAAGAUUAUUCUGAGAAACUGAUUGAAUCAGAUAACUUUAAAAUGAUUCCAGUCAAUUUAAAAGACAUAAAACAACUAGAAGGACAACUAAUGCUUAGUGGAUUCGACAGAGAAAAACCAACAUUAUUUAUAUCUGAAUGUGUUUUAUGUUACCUAGAGCCUAAUGAUGCAGAUCGAGUUAUUAAAUUUUGCAACGAAUUUACUACAAAUACAAGCUGUAUAGUUGUAUUUGAACAGAUUGAGCCUAAUGACCCUUUUGGCCAGAAACUUGUGGAAUCCUUUCAGAAAUGGGGAUGCCCAGUAUAUAUUGACAAGUAUCCAACUAUAAAUCAUCACAAAAAAAGAUACUUUGAUUUGGGCUGGAACAACCAUUUGAUAUAUUGCUUUAGAGACGUAUAUGAAUAUAUAAUUGACACAGAUGAUAAGAGGAGAAUAGAAAAAAUUGAAAUAUUUGACGAGCUAGAAGAGUGGUGUUUAGCUAUCGCCCACUAUAUCUUUUCAUUUGCAUACAAAGAAUCCUCAUACAAACUGGAAACUCUAGUCAAAUCCUUGAAGUUUGAACGAAAAUCUUGUGUAGGGUUCACAACUGAAGAAAUAAGAAAGUUGAUUGCUGAAAAGAAAAUCCACUCGCAGCUUGGCUCUCAGGCAUUUAUUAUAGACUAA